GCAAAACCCCCACCGCUUCCCCUUCCCCGAGCAGAAGAAGAGCGAGCGGCAUCCAUGGCGCCGAAGGCGGAGAAGAAGCCGGCGGCGAAGAAGCCCGCGGAGGAGGAGCCCGCCGCCGAGAAGGCGGAGAAGGCCCCGGCGGGGAAGAAGCCCAAGGCGGAGAAGCGGCUCCCGGCCGGCAAGGGCGAGAAGGGCGAGGGGAAGAAGGACCGCGCCGGGAGGAAGAAGGCGAAGAAGAGCGUGGAGACGUACAAGAUCUACAUAUUCAAGGUGCUGAAGCAGGCGGAGAAGAAGCCGGCGGCGAAGAAGCCCGCGGAGGAGGAGCCCGCGGCCGAGAAGGCCCCCGCGGGGAAGAAGCCCAAGGCGGAGAAGCGGCUCCCGGCCGGCAAGGGCGAGAAGGGCGAGGGGAAGAAGGACCGCGCCGGGAGGAAGAAGGCGAAGAAGAGCGUGGAGACGUACAAGAUCUACAUCUUCAAGGUGCUGAAGCAGGUACACCCCGACAUCGGCAUCUCCUCCAAGGCAAUGUCUAUCAUGAACUCCUUCAUCAACGACAUCUUCGAGAAGCUCGCCGGCGAGGCUGCCAAGCUGGCGCGGUACAACAAGAAGCCCACCAUCACCUCCCGCGAGAUCCAGACCUCCGUGCGCCUCGUGCUCCCCGGCGAGCUCGCGAAGCACGCCGUCUCCGAGGGCACCAAGGCCGUCACCAAGUUCACAUCCUCCUAGGCAUCGAUGGUUAGAACAGUAGAACUGGAUGGUGAAUUGUUACUCACCUACUGUUUCAUAUUGCUCUAGGUCGUUAGUUUGGUAUUCUGUGGGAAUGGGGGUAAGAAAAUUGCGCUGGUUGUUUUGGGGAAACCAUUGUCUUAAGUACCCUGGAGUAUUAACUUUGCUUUAAACCAUGUUAAUAGGUGAUUUCUCUUUUGUUAUCUCUGGUUGGCUUAUGCUUGUUGGAAACAAUUAAUGUCUGAUCUUGUAGAAUUAAUAUUGACCAGAAUUUGAUUUCUGGAUCAUGUUUAUUUGGAGUUUGGUGCUACUGCUCAAGUGUCACCAUGUAGUUUAUAGGUUUGAAUGUUCUAUGGUAGGGAACUACCUC
Molecule: messenger RNA, 1093 nt
Organism: Oryza brachyantha (malo sina)
Lineage: Eukaryota; Viridiplantae; Streptophyta; Magnoliopsida; Poales; Poaceae
Product: histone H2B.5-like
Exons: 2
Coding region: 55-723 (222 amino acids)
Biological process (GO): nucleosome assembly
Cellular component (GO): nucleosome
Molecular function (GO): protein heterodimerization activity; structural constituent of chromatin; DNA binding
Source: RefSeq, a predicted model, not a curated record